UUUCCUCUGUGUUUGUGUCAACAUCUGGUAAAUGUAGUUCAUUUGCUAAGUUGGGAAGGUCGACACCUGUCCUUAAUUGGUGAAUGGCGGUGCACAGCGUGACAGUUAGGAUGACGAGGUAUGUCGGGCUGGCAAUGCUCUCGCUGCUGUUGGCAGCUGUAGAGUGCAACAGUAUGUCUCCACCAGGGAAACCAGUCCUGCUCGGCUGCACAUCCCCUGAGAAGGAGACGUUUACCUGCCGGUGGGAGCCAGGCUCCGACGGAGGGCUGCCGACCACGCACCGCCUCUACUACGAGAGAGAAAAAUUGGAAGGAACACAUGAGUGUCCAGACUACCACUCAGCAGGAAGGAACUCCUGUUAUUUUGACAAGAACCAUACCUCCAUCUGGGUCGACUACUACCUGACAGUGGUGGCCUUCAACGCCCUCGGCAACGCCACUUCAGACACCUUACGGAUAGAUGUGGUGGAAAUAGUAAAGCCCAACACUCCUGAAAAUGUUACACUGCUGGUGGAGGAGAGAGAGGAAAGUCUGAACCUGCAUGUGAAGUGGGAGCGUCCCCACAACACAGACACCCAGUCCGGCUGGGUCACCCCUGAAUAUCAACUAGGAGUCAAACAAGAGAACACCAACAGGUGGAAGGAGUUCAAGGCAGGUAGACAAACCCACUUCACACUGUACAGCGUCAAUCCCGGGGUGGUGUACAUGGUCCGGGUGCGCUGGAGACUAGACCACGGCUCCUGGAGUGAGUGGAGCAACACUACCUCUGUGAAAAUCCCUGAUUAUUUUCAGAAGGAGAGACUGUUUUGGAUAUUGGUCUCUACUUUGUCUUCAGUUCCAUUUCUAGCAGUGAUGUCUAUCAUGGUCAUGAAGAGGAAACAUGUGAAGCAGUGUCUUCUGCCCCCUGUUCCUCGUCCAAAGAUAAGAGGCGUCGAUGUUCAACUUCUGAAGAGCGGGCGAUCUGAAGACAUCGUCAAUGCCCUGAUCACCAACCAGAGCUUUCCUCCUCUGGUGGCCUGGAAGGACCAGAUGGAGGACUACCUGAUUGUGUGUGACAAUGAUGACAGUCUUCAAUCUCAAAAAAGGAAAAAAAGCUUGAUUAUUCCUGCUGUCUUCCACCUAGACAGAGAAAUCCAAUGUAAGGAAUCAACCUGUGUCCAAAAUGACUGGGAGAAGGCUGCUGAAAGGAAGGAUGAAAUAAAUAACUUGAUAAACAGCAACAAGUCUCACUCUGGAGAGAGAUUAUCUAACGUGGAGCCACCCCAGCUGCCUACUCAGAAACAUCGGCGCCCAAGUAUAAACCUUGUAAACACAGACGCAACAGAUCAGAGUCUGUCAAGUCGUGACGGCACAGCUGAGAACACCUUCACAUCCUUCGCAAACAGCGGUUAUGUGGACAUUCAGAGACAUGCAGGUUACGUACAGGAAGUGGACUACAGCAGAGUGAAAGAGGUGAACACAGACAAUAUUCUCAUCCUUGAGAAAGAAAAUGUCCCGCUCGACAGCUCCGGUUACAUUCAGGGACAUAAAGAGGACCUGCCGGAGGACUACAGCAGGGUGAAGGAGGUGACCAGCGACAGUAUGGUCCUCCUCCAGAAACAAAGUGUCUCACUUGACACGUCCCGUAGAGAAAAGGGUAACCACUAUACACAUUCCACCAGUCAGAAGCCAGGAAAUCGUCAUGUGACUGGAGUUUGCACAGAACUCAUCGAUAGUGGAUAUGUGGAUACGAUCCCUGCAUCACCUUUAAUGUAGGAUUCUAUGUUAUAUGCUUUGUCCAAAUAUACUUAAAUUAAAUUUUUUUUUUU
This is a messenger RNA of Thunnus maccoyii (southern bluefin tuna), 1807 nucleotides long. It is a transcript of the gene prlrb, whose product is annotated as prolactin receptor b. The coding region runs from base 84 to 1754 and encodes 556 amino acids. Gene Ontology annotation, biological process: cytokine-mediated signaling pathway. The record is from RefSeq and is a predicted model, not a curated record. Gene Ontology annotation, cellular component: signaling receptor complex; external side of plasma membrane. Gene Ontology annotation, molecular function: cytokine binding; cytokine receptor activity. The transcript has 9 exons. NCBI's taxonomy places the organism in Eukaryota, Metazoa, Chordata, Actinopteri, Scombriformes, Scombridae.